GAUGCUACUUUCAUACUCCAAAACAUUUUGGACCAAACCGGGCUGGCGUACAUAUGCCAGACGUAUGAACGCUUCUCUGGCAAUGAUUCUUGUAAAUAUUAUUCGUUUUUCUAUGAUACCAUGUCUUUGAAGUGACCGUAUGUGUCAUCCCAAACUUGUUGUUUCUUCUAUUUGUCUCCAGGGGAAAUGGUGCUGCAGCUCUCGAAGGAACCCUCUACACGUCUGCUGAAACAAGUUGUACGCUGCUACCUUCGCCUCUCUGAUAAUCCAAGGUAAAUAAAGAGGGGUAACAACACUAUAAUUAACGCCAGCGGGUAUAGGCUUAUGCAUUAUGAUGCCGUUAAAAUGCACUGUAAGACUUGCCAUAAGCACGUAUAACACCCUUAUAAUGUCUUAGUAUCUUCUCACAAUGAUCUUGCCUAAAAAACAACUAUUUUCGGUCUGUUGAAAAUGUGCAGAAUGUAAAUCAAUAUAUGAGAUAUUAGAAAGUGGCAGUUUCCCUUGUUCUCUUGUCUCUUUAUGUCCACUGAGGGGAGCUAUGCUAUGAAUGUUGUUUAAGCCAAGAGGUCACAGUGUCAGAGACAAACAUGCUAGGACUGGAAAAAAAGUUAAACCAAUGUGACGGAAACUAUACAGCUCUACAGUAUCAUUUACACCUACCCGUCUCAGAUCCACAAAGAGGAGUGAACAAGAGCAGGAGGGAUGGAAUAAAAUGCUCUGCAGCCCUGGGACACAUUCAGUAGCCUAAUGUUUUCAAACGUUGCAGACAGAAAUGCCAUGAAGAUAGCCAACAUGAUUCCUUCUUCAGAGAGGCGUGUUUGUUCUACAUAGCAUAUAUCUAAAAGUUGGCCAACGUUGUGUCCUGCUGAACACGUCGCUGGUAUGUUUGGUGUUCUGUUAACUCAUUUUAUCUGACCUCUAGAACGUGAGAGGCACUGCGCCAGUGCUUGCCCGACCAGUUGAGGGAUGCCACAUUCGCCCAGGUGCUAAAGGACGACACCCCCACCAAGCGCUGGCCGGCCCAUCUGGUCAAGAACCUGCAGGAGGGCCCGGCGACCGAUGGCCGAGGCAUCCCCCUGACUGCACAGUGA
Messenger RNA from Coregonus sp. 'balchen', 1091 nucleotides. Lineage: Eukaryota; Metazoa; Chordata; Actinopteri; Salmoniformes; Salmonidae. The record is from the annotation of a GenBank genome assembly.